AUGACGCCUGCUCUGUCCGAUGACAAGCUUUCCCACCCCUGCGUUGACGAUGCAGCAAGUGCCGUUGCGGAGAUGGAAAAGCACCGCAUGGAGUGUCUGUACCAAAUUGACGAUGGGCGCCGAAGUCACGACCAGGAAUUGCUCGAGCGGAUCGUGGCACAAAUUGGCAGUCGCAAGCGUGAUACGGUCGGGAUUUUGGUGUGGAACAAGGUGUUCAUCCACAAGAUGGCGAAUGGAGAAGAGCUGGCUGUCAUCCUCAUGGAUACCCAGGGCACCUUUGACCUUCAGUCGGAAAAUGAUGAAUCGAUUAACUAUUUCGCAACCUCGCUCCUACUCUCCUCGGUCCAAAUUUUCAACGUCUGCCAAAAAUUGGACUCUACCGACUUCGAAGCUUUGAGCACCUUCAUCGACUAUGGAGAGCGGACCGGCAAUCAUCUGAGUCAGCAUUUCUUGUUCCUAAUCCGGGAUGCAAUCAGUGGGUCCGGGCUCAGCCCCGAAUUUCUGCAGCGGCUCCUGGCCGGCUCGUCCAAAGCCCAACGGCUGUACAAACUGAUCACCGGAUGCCUUGAGGCAUUCGAGAAGGUCGAAUCCUUCCUGGUGCCACGCCCGGACAACCGACUGGCUCAAGCUGAUGCGGAAAUCCUGGCCGGGGAAUGCGGUGCCGAAUUUUUGCAAGCUAUCUCCGCCGCUGCAGGUCAUGUAUUGCGUUCGCUUCAACCGAAGCGAGCUAUGGGGGUCCCACUGGAUGGCCCGGGUUUCGGGAAAUAUGCGCAGGAGUACGCCACCUUCUCAACAGUUCCUCCCGACGAGUACGCGCGAAUCGCUGAGACGAUUCUUGGGCAAGCGCAAGAGGCAUACCUUGCAGUGCAGAGAUACGGACAAACGAAAUCCCUCGCCGCACAUCUCCGUGACUUUUGCGAAGGUCUGCAGGAAAAAAACAGCGAUAAGUGCGCAGCAAAUAAGGAGAUCUACAAGCAUGAGCGUAUUAAUGGAGCAGUUGCUGACGCUUUGCGCGUAUAUCAAAAGCAUAUCCAGCCUGGCCUUAGCCAACUCGAGCAUCAGCAAUCGCGACACGAAGUGCAGGCCCUGCACUCGGCGGCUCAGCGAGCCGCUAUCGAUUUCUACGAAAAAGAAACUGCAUUAUUCCUUGCCGACAGCUACACGGUCAUUAUGCAAAACAAGGAGAAGCUUGUACAACUGUUGGAGGAAAAACUGGAGGAUCAGUUGCGCAGCAACUCCCAACAUUGGGUGGCGAUCCGCAGCGCGGAAAUAAUUGAUGCACGAAUCGAAGAUUUCAGCCUUUUACUCCAGGAGAAAAGCAAAACUGUGCAGAGUCAGCAAGAACUCGAAGAAGCGCUUGCCGAGUGCUAUGCGAAGGUCGAAAAGGAUUUGGAGGUGGAGCAGCAAGCGAUGAUCGAUCAACUACUUGAGGCGCAACCCGAACAAGAUCCACAGCUCGUGGCCAGUCAGAUACAAAGCAACCGCGAGCGCAGGUUGAACCGAAGCCUCAAGGCGAUGGAAAGCGAGUUCAUUCGCAACGCGACCACCACGCUCGACAUGAAAAGGAUGGCCGCCGAGAUGGAUCGUCAGAAGCAGGAACACACUAGGGAAGCCCAACAAAUUCAAGAAGAAAUGAAGCGUAAGCUGGCGGAAGCGGAACACCUACUCAAGAAGAACUCCGAUGACGAAAAGAGUGCAUCUAUGAAACAGUUCGAGCGUGACACAGCGGCACGGAAACGCGAUCUUGAGAAGAAGGAACUCGAGCAGAAAACACAGAUGGAAGCCAGCAUGCGGAAGCUGCAAGCAGAAAUGGAAAAACAAGCCAUCGACCGUGAGCUAAUGAAAAAAGAGCAGGAGGGCAUGCGCGCGAAAUACGAGCAAAGGAUCGGGAAACUAGAGAAGGAAAAAGAACGAGUGCGCCUCCAGAUGGAAAACACGGAGCCGGCUAUUGGCAUCGACCUCGGGACAACCUAUUCUGCGGUUGGUAUGUGCGUUGGCGAUGAAGUGGUUAUCAUUGCCGAUGAGCAUGGGAAGACAACGAUGGCAUCCCAGGUGGCCUUCCACGACGAGAAGGUGCUUGUCGGUGAGUCGGCCAAGGUGCAGGCAACCCGGAAUUCUGGGAAUACUAUAUAUGAAGCCAAACGUGCGAUGGGCAGGCUUUACAAAGACCCGGCACUUGAGAAGUGCCUAAAGCUAUGGGAGUUCAAGGUCAUUGAGCAAGCUGGGGAGCCGGCCUUUCAGGUUGAACACAGUGACAAACGGGUGUACACCCCCGUUGAUAUCUCGGAAAAGAUCCUGACCGAACUGAAGAACCGGGCAUCGGCCUACAUCGGAAAACCGGUAAAGAAAGCGGUGAUCACGGUUCCUGCAUACUUCAAUGAUGCGCAACGGGCUGCGACCAAAGAAGCCGCCGAAAAGGCUGGACUCGAAGUCAUACAACUUCUAAAUGAACCCACGGCCGCGGCGAUCGCAUUCGGACUUGCACAGCACAGUGAGAAGAAAAGGAACAUUCUCGUCUACGAUUUCGGAGGAGGAACUUUUGAUGUAUCGAUCAUGGAAGUUUACGGAAGCGAGAUGACGGUCAAAUCGACAUGUGGCAAUCCGCACCUUGGCGGCGAAGAUAUUAACAAAGUGCUCUUGGAAUACUGUAUCGAAGAUGGAAAUCUUGGGACAUUAGAUGGACGAGCGUCCUCGCGAUUACGCCUCGCUUGCGAAACUGCUAAAAUCCAGCUCUCCAAAGAGAAGGAGGCGGUAAUUGAUGUUCCGGUCUUGGCCAAUCAAAAAGAUUACACCAAAACGAUGAGCCGUGAUUUCUAUGAUGAACUAUGCAAAACACUUUUUGAAAAAACACUUCUCCCUGUGGAACAUGCACUAGAAGAUUCAGGCCUGAAAGCCAGUCAGAUAGACGAAGUGGUGCUCGUUGGUGGCUCGAGCUACAUCCCAAAAGUUCGCUCGAUGCUCCAGGAGAAGUUCAAUUUCGCAUCGCUGAACACUGCAAUCAACCCCGAAGAAGCCGUCGUCGCUGGGGCUGCAUUGCAGGCGGCCAAAGCGGUUGGCAAUCAAUUCGAACGUGUAAAAAAUAUCAAGUUCACGGACGUGAUCCCGCUGACGAUAGGCGUCGGCAUAAUUCGCGAUCGUGUCGUGGUACUGAUCCCGCGCAAUACGGCAUAUCCAGUGAAGAAAACGGAAAGCCUGACAAAUCCUUACGAUUAUCAGAAGGAGUGCCAUAUCCAGGUAUACGAAGGAGAAAGUAAGACCUUCAGUAAGAAUACCACCCUGGGGUCGUUCACGAUUCCACUGGCACCAGUUCCCGCCAAUCAGGCCAAGAUCAGCGUCACUUAUGAAAUUGACCAGAAUGGAACGCUAAGAGCUACGGCCGAAGAUUUGGCCACUGGAAAACAUGGGGAAGUGACGAUUGAGCGUGAAAAGUACGGCAAGGCAACGAUCUUCGAUGUGGAGAAUUACCUCGCGGACAAAAGUCAAUGGAAGGCCACCAGUGAU
Mesorhabditis spiculigera is the source of this 3501-nucleotide messenger RNA. The record is from the annotation of a GenBank genome assembly. NCBI's taxonomy places the organism in Eukaryota, Metazoa, Nematoda, Chromadorea, Rhabditida, Rhabditidae.